CUGUGCCGGAAGCAGUAUGCGCAUGAUGCAUAGAGUCGCGCUGUCGGCGAUUCCGGAAGAAACAAGAGUACGGCGUGGACAUGGGGAAGCAAAAGAAAGCAAGAAAGUAUGCGACCAUGAAGCGAAUGCUUAGUCUCAGAGAUCAGAGGCUCAAAGAAAAGGAUAGAUUAAAACCUAAAAAAAAAGAAAAGAAAGAUCCCAGUGCACUCAAGGAAAGAGAAGUCCCCCAACAUCCUUCCUGCUUAUUCUUCCAAUAUAACACACAGCUCGGCCCACCUUACCACAUCCUGGUUGAUACCAACUUUAUCAACUUUUCCAUUAAAGCCAAACUGGACUUAGUACAGUCAAUGAUGGACUGUCUGUAUGCCAAGUGUAUCCCUUGUAUAACUGACUGUGUAAUGGCUGAAAUUGAGAAAUUGGGGCAGAAGUAUCGAGUGGCUCUAAGGAUUGCCAAGGAUCCAAGAUUUGAACGAUUACCAUGCACACACAAAGGAACCUAUGCAGAUGACUGCUUGGUACAGAGAGUAACUCAGCACAAGUGUUACAUUGUGGCCACGGUUGACCGGGACCUUAAACGAAGAAUCCGGAAGAUCCCUGGAGUUCCCAUCAUGUAUAUUUCUAACCACAGGUACAACAUUGAGCGGAUGCCGGAUGAUUAUGGAGCCCCUCGGUUCUAAUUCUUAAAAGACACAGUUCCUCUGCCCUCCUUCAACCAACCUCCUCUGUUGCCAGUUCAUUAAACAUGCUAUAGCAUGAAUUAUUAUUCCAUUCACCCACUUGCUCUGUUAUGAGCUGAGUAUGGUUAAAUACACUCACUUUUUGAUGUUGUUUUGGAAAUAUUUUGUAUCAUUUUAAAAUUUGUUGCAUCUUUUUAUAAAUCAGAUGACUACUCACGCAA
Molecule: messenger RNA, 898 nt
Organism: Equus quagga
Lineage: Eukaryota; Metazoa; Chordata; Mammalia; Perissodactyla; Equidae
Gene: FCF1
Product: FCF1 rRNA-processing protein
Exons: 8
Coding region: 81-677 (198 amino acids)
Cellular component (GO): nucleolus; small-subunit processome
Source: RefSeq, a predicted model, not a curated record